This is a messenger RNA of Camellia sinensis, 3334 nucleotides long. RefSeq lists its product as uncharacterized. Gene Ontology annotation, molecular function: nucleic acid binding; zinc ion binding; ubiquitin protein ligase activity. Gene Ontology annotation, cellular component: nucleus. The record is from RefSeq and is a predicted model, not a curated record. NCBI's taxonomy places the organism in Eukaryota, Viridiplantae, Streptophyta, Magnoliopsida, Ericales, Theaceae. Gene Ontology annotation, biological process: mRNA processing; protein ubiquitination; ubiquitin-dependent protein catabolic process.
UUGGGGGCAAUUGAAUUCAUCUAUUUAGGUUUCGGACCAUCUUCUUUCUUUCGUCCUCUCUGCAAGGAGUAACUUGUCUUCCCUUCUCAAAAACCCAAUUCAUACUCCUCUCCUUCCUCACACAUCUGAAUACAACAAUCCUCAUCAUCAUAUACCACCAACUACAACAAUCCUCCCUCUUUCUCUAUCUAUAUAUAUAUAUAUAUAUAUGCACAUACUUUGAGUGGUGGUCACCAAUUUGGCAUAGGCAUGUCUAUCCGAUUCAAAUUUAGAAGCUCCGUGAACUUCGACUCGGUUGACAUCGAAGGUCGUUCUUCGAUAUCCGUUGGCGACCUCAGGUCUAAGAUCGUCCUCCACAAGCACCUCAACAUUUGCCAAGACUUUGAUCUCGUCUUCUCCGAUGCCCUCACCGCCCAUGAGUUCCAUGACGAGAAUUUUCAAAUUCCCAGCGGUUCCAGUGUAAUCAUUAAGAGAGUUCCUGCAGGAUCUGUGCCUUCUGCUAUGGCACCCAUCAAUUCAGUUGAGAACUUGGGGGCGAAAGACAGCAACCCCGUUAAUCCCAUUGGAUAUUUUCCCUUGAAUGCAGAAACGGACAACUUUGAUGACUUUGGAGUUGACUUGUGUCCCAUUCCUGAGGCAGCCUUAUCUGACUCUGAUCUUGAAUUUGAUAAGAACUACUGUAUUAGCAAUGAGAAGCCAAAAAAUGCCCUCGCCAGCUUUUUGUUGUGCAGCAGGGUAGGUUGUCAAGUGUUUGAAGCAAGUGACCUUAGUGAGGCUAUUCCUAGAGGUCCUAAUCAUAAUGUCACAGAAAGAAAUACUUCACAGACAAAAGUGGAACUGAAUGGCGAAGAACCCAUGAAACUGGAAAAGAUGGUUGCCAAUUGUCCAGCCGUGCAAAAUGAUGAUUUUCCAUCAGAACUGAAAUGCUCUCUCUGCAACACAUUUUUCAAGGAGGCUGUAAUGAUACCAUGCUGUCAGCAUAGUUUUUGUGAAAAAUGUAUCCGCGCAGUCAUACAGGAGAAGGCAAAGUGUCCCAAAUGUUAUUCUAGCAAAUGUAAGGUUGAAGAUUUGUUACCGAAUUUAUCUCUUAGGCAAGCAAUAGAGCAUUUCCUCGAGUCUCAAAUUCUUAUGAGUGAUGCAGACAAUGCUUUGCAUAAAUAUGCCCCAGAUGGUGAAUCUGGAAUUCAAGCAAAAGAUUUUUCUUGUGCUGUGACUAUCCUUCAAAGGGAGCCAAACAUGCCACUUUCUCCCUCUGCAACAGAAAAAGGCUCCAAUCAAAUUAUGACAGAAUCUGUUUAUGAGUCGCGGAUAAAAAAGAACGUGUCAUUAGGGGGCUCUGGUUCUCAUACCAGUAACUUGGGUUCGAGUAAAGCUUUGAAAUCAGCUCCUUUAUCACACAAGUUGAAACAAACAGAUGGAGAAAGAGUUGGAUAUGCUCAUCAUGAGGUUUUUCGAAGUGGAGACGAUUCGGAGGCUUGUCCUGAUUUUCAAGGGGAAAGUCAGCCCCACAAUUUUCCUCAAAGUCAUGUGCACGAGGAAGUUGAUUUUACCAUCAACAAAAAGAGGGGAUUGUGGGUUAACACUGGAGGUGGAGACAGGAAUUUUAUGGCUACUGGUAGACACAAAAAGGGGGAUCGUACCUGUUACAUGUGUGGUUCUCCAGACCAUUUCAUAAGAGACUGUCCAGCUGCUUCCAGCCCAUACCCUAUGCUUCAAACAGGAAAUUCUAUGUUUCCAGGAGCUAUGUCAGGUUAUGCUUCACCUUUUUGGAAUAGCAAUCCAUUACCCCCCAUCAGGCCCUUCACUAAUAUGUAUGGCAAUUCUGGGAUGAUGCCUUUCAAUUCUGGAAUGGUCCCUUCUUCACCUUUUGCAGUUCCUCCAUAUAUGCCAUCUAUGUAUGGAGGCUUACCUGUUCCCAGUGGAUUCAUGAGGAUGGGAGGUAUGUUGGCACCUCAAGUACAAACUGGUUCAGAACGUCCUCUAACCCAUUCAGAAAAUAUGCAGCUUCGAGAUUGUGAAAACAGAUGGAAGCUUUCAAAUGAGAAUCUGGGGAGACGACAAUCUUAUGAUGAUGAAGAUGAUGGUUACAAUAAGCGAUAUCACUGUAAUGUGCCAGAAAGAUCACAUGAGUUUAAAUCUCGUGUAGAGAGGGAAAAGAGUGCAAGCUACUCUGAAGACAGCUUUCCUCGUGUAUCACAGAGGAAAUAUCGGCAUGAUAAACAUGUAGAUCAUGACAGCCAUGCUGUUGAUGAAAGACAUGAGAAGAAUUUAUGUUCCACAAUUGCUGGAAGAGACCGAUCUGAUCGGAAGCCAUACCAUCGAGAGAGAUCAAAUUCAGGAGUUGAAGAUAUGCCCAAUAGUUCUGACAGGCGGAGUGAAGAGAGGCAUAAACAUCCUCGUAGAAGCUCCAAACAGCGUGAAAGUAAGGGGAAGUGUGGUAGUGAUUCUAGUAGGAGCCAUCACCAGACUAAAAAAGAAAGAGAUUAUGGAGGAAAGAGGGUUGAGUCUGACAUUGAACCCAAUCGGAAACAUCACAGCCACUCAGGCUCUGGUUUAGAACCAUGCUCUUCAGUUGAUCAGAAAAAGCAAUACAAAGACAAAGACCCCAGUCACACAUCCAGACAUUCUAGGCGCAACACAAAGCCCAGUAGUGACGAUAUGUGUAAUGACAGGUGGCAGAUGGCAAGUGGCUCAGAGGAGGACUAUGGAGAAGGUUAUCGUUACCGCAAGCGGAAAAGAGUUCACUAAAACAAGACAUGCAUGUUGUUGAGAUCUAUUAGAGUGGUCAGCUUUUGGACAGUUACAUCAUCAUUAUCCUUUCUGAAAUUUUGCUAACUCUGUUGACAUUUUUAACUUGAGGUGUGGACGCUAGCAAAAGUUUUAGCCAGAGGAGAUUUGGUUAAUUAAAAAUAGGAUUUGGAUGCUUUUUUAUGCGCUGCCCAAAGUUCUUUUGGCACGAAGGUAUUGAAGCUGAUGGAAGGUAUGUUCUUUUCAAUAAUAUGUAAAUGCUCUCUAUCUAUCAUCCCUUUCUAUCUCCAAGGUAAUUGGAUCCCUUCCCUUGGGAAAAGUUCCUCUUCUUUCUCAUCUUGGCUUGGUUGGGUUCAGCCCACUUGCUUGGUUAUUUUGGGAGGUAUAUGUAGUGAGCCCUGAUAAGGCAGAAAUGAGUCUCAUUUGCCUAGGUAUAAAUUUUGGUCUACAACAUAGCUAAGGUCAAUGUUUUUGCAAUCAGUAAGCAGAGAUUCUGGGAAUGAAUGUUCUGUAAGUCUUUGUUUGUUCAUCAGUUCUUUGUUUAUAGGCUUCUUGUUAAAAGGAAAAAAGCCUUGAUUUUUAUUCA